AUGCCUACAGAAAUAAUGAAUUUCUUCAAAACUCACAAUGAAGUUGAACUUCGGAACAGAAUUCUCUCACUAUGUGCGGACGUUUUGGGUGGCAAAUGGUCCGAAGUGCAUCCAAACAACAUCUGUGUCGCACCUAUUCCAGGCGGUCUUACAAAUCUCGUUUAUCUCGUUUCUCGGACUAAAUUUUCUUCGUUGGAUGAACAACCUGAUACCGUACUACUUCGCAUUCAAUCGCAAACAGAUUAUGAGAAAUUGCUCAAUGAACUUGUUGUUUUCACUACUCUGGCAGAAAAGGGUCUUGGACCCAAGCUGCUUGGCGUCUUCCCGGGUGGACGAUUUGAGGAGUACAUCCCUAGCAGAAACUUGGAACAUCAUGAAGUAACAGAUCCAAGAACAUGCUUUCUGCUGGCGCGUCUGCUACCAGAAUUUCACUCAGUCAAUGUUCCUGUUUACAAACGACCUUCUAUUCUUAACCUGAUGCGUGAAUGGUUGACACUUUUCAAGGAGCAAGGCAAUUCCUGCAUCCAAAUGAAAACUACCUCAUUUCAGUUGUAUCCAAAUACGUUCCCUUCAACAAUCUCGACAAGCGAUCUUUUUCGCGAAAUUGACUCCGUUGAAGAGUUUCUCAGCACCACAAUCUCUCCAGUAGUGUUCUGUCACAACGACUUAACGCUUAAUAUUCAUAUCGGGUCCGAAUAUAGUCUAUUACGGGAGAUCAAGCAGUUUCAACCUAUUGUACAUCUUUUUUGGGCAAUUUUCAACCUAUAUUGCGAAAAGGAUACAUUGGCAAUUAUGGAUUGUGGUGCAUAUGCACGCGAUCGUUUGGCGCUCUACUAUCAAAGUCGAAACCUUAAUAUUCAUAUCGGGUCCGAAUAUAGUCUACUACGGGAGAUCAAGCAGUUCCAACCUAUUGUGCAUCUUUUUUGGGCAAUUUUCAACCUAUACUGCGAAAAGGAUACAUUGGCAAUUAUGGAUUGUGGUGCAUAUGCACGUGAUCGUUUAGCGCUCUACUAUCAAAGUCGAAACGUCCUUUGCGAUCGAUAG
Messenger RNA from Strongylus vulgaris, 1044 nucleotides. NCBI's taxonomy places the organism in Eukaryota, Metazoa, Nematoda, Chromadorea, Rhabditida, Strongylidae. The record is from the annotation of a GenBank genome assembly.